Molecule: messenger RNA, 459 nt
Organism: Protopolystoma xenopodis
Lineage: Eukaryota; Metazoa; Platyhelminthes; Monogenea; Polystomatidea; Polystomatidae
Source: the annotation of a GenBank genome assembly
AUGAGCACGCGGUCUUUUCCAGUGUCUAGUUCCUCUUGCGUGCAGCCCUUAGCAAUGCACCUUAUUGUUAGAUCGUAUGAUACUCACCUUGUUGAUACGUCCCAAUACCAGUCAGUUUCGGACUUAAAGAUCCUUCUGGCUGAUAAGGACAACCUUCCUCUCGAUAGUAUCCAGCUAUAUCAUGGCACAAAGCUUUUGGAUAGUUGUUGCGGACUAGAUACUCUCUCGCCGAGCAGCACAAUCGAUGUUGUCGUACCCUUAUUAGGAGGCAAAGUCCAUGGGUCGCUUGCUCGCGCUGGCAAAGUUAGAAAUCAAACCCCGAAGGUUGAAAAGCAAGAAAAGAAGAAAAAGCCCCGAGGGCGAGCUAAGAGGCGUAUGCAGUACACUAGCAGAUUUGUCGCUGUAGUAGCUGUGCCCAUGGGCAGGCGCCGUGGCCCCAACUCUAAUAUGAAAACUUGA